Onychomys torridus (southern grasshopper mouse) is the source of this 662-nucleotide messenger RNA. Its product is annotated as cryptic protein-like. The record is from RefSeq and is a predicted model, not a curated record. NCBI's taxonomy places the organism in Eukaryota, Metazoa, Chordata, Mammalia, Rodentia, Cricetidae. The transcript has 6 exons. Gene Ontology annotation, molecular function: signaling receptor binding. Bases 1 to 603 code for a protein of 200 amino acids. Gene Ontology annotation, cellular component: extracellular region; cell surface. Gene Ontology annotation, biological process: anatomical structure development.
AUGACAGGGGACUCAUCAACCCUAGGUGUCAGUUGGAAAAGGCACCAAGCCAGGCCUCUGUUCUUGACGACUGUGGUGUUACUGCUCAUCGAUCAGGGAAACACCUAUCAGAGAGAACCAGGCAGCGCCAGAGAAGUUAGCAAUACCCUGUCUCCAAAGCUCCCAGGGGCGACACCGGACCGGACCCUGAGUAAUUCCAGCAGAGAGAAUGGCAGCCGGCAGGGGUGGCGCCCACGGGAGUCCCCUCCCGACUCCAGGACUUUGGGAGAGAGUGUGGUCCCUGGAUCCCGCUGCUGCCACAACGGAGGCACCUGCGUUCUGGGCAGCUUCUGCGUGUGCCCUGCGCACUUCACCGGCCGCUACUGCGAGCACGACCAGAGGCGCAGAGAUUGUGGCGCCCUGGAGCAUGGAGCUUGGACCCUCCACAGCUGCCGCCUCUGCAGGUGCAUCUUCUCAGCCCUGUACUGCCUCCCACGCCAAGCAUUCGGUCACUGUGACCUGAAAGGCUUCCUCUCUUCAGGGACCAGAGGGUCAGGUGCAAGCAGUGCUCUGAGUCUUCUGCUGCUCGGUCUCUUCCUUCAUGGUGUGGCUGGCGAAGGCUGAGGCUCCUAAGUGCAAUGACAGACUCUCCUGGGGCUGCGAGGAGCCACCCUUGAUUGCAC